Gordionus sp. m RMFG-2023 is the source of this 645-nucleotide messenger RNA. RefSeq names its product heterogeneous nuclear ribonucleoprotein A3-like. NCBI's taxonomy places the organism in Eukaryota, Metazoa, Nematomorpha, Gordioida, Chordodea, Parachordodidae. Bases 1 to 645 code for a protein of 214 amino acids. The record is from RefSeq and is a predicted model, not a curated record. The transcript has 2 exons.
AUGUCGGCAACAAAAUGCUACGUGAAACUGAAUUGGAAGAUUUUAUUGGUCUUUUACUCGAGCCUGAUUCCCGAUUUAACCGGUGAAGUUUUUACCAAUUCAAAGUCGUUUUCUGUGCUUCCAAUAGUUUUGGCCAGAGGUGGACACGGAGGCUCCAGGGGAGGACAUGGUGGCUCCAGGGGAGGUCAUGGUGGUUUUAGAGGGAGCCAUGGUGGAUACAGAGGCGGACAUAUUGGUUCAGGAAGGAGUUAUGGUGGUUACAGAGGAGGGCAUAGAGGAUUUGGAGGAUACAAUAGUGGUAAUCGUUAUAAUAGACAUCGUUAUGGAGGCUAUAACAACAACUAUUACCGUGGUAACUACAACAAUGGGUAUUAUGGAAGUUCCUCACCUUAUUAUGGAGGCGGCUAUGGUUACGGAAGUAUUUCACCUUAUUAUGGGAGCGGAUAUGGUUAUGGAAACGUUUACAACAAUUAUUAUCCAAGUGAUUAUUCCUCAUCUUCUUACUACGAUAAUCCAUACGCCACUCUGGGUUCUUCUUACUAUGGUACCGACGAUUAUACCGAUAAUGCGGAUUGCUUGUAUAACAGCAUCAAUUGUUACGGUGGUUCGGGAAUUUACAACUCUUACCCAUUCCUUAGAAUAUGA